Messenger RNA from Pyrus x bretschneideri (Chinese white pear), 979 nucleotides. RefSeq names its product dnaJ homolog subfamily B member 3. NCBI's taxonomy places the organism in Eukaryota, Viridiplantae, Streptophyta, Magnoliopsida, Rosales, Rosaceae. The transcript is spliced from 5 exons. Bases 246 to 737 code for a protein of 163 amino acids. The record is from RefSeq and is a predicted model, not a curated record.
CCAAACAAAAGUCGCCACUAAAAAAAACCGAGAGAAACGCAGAGAGCCUCCUCUUCUUCUUCCUCUCUCCGAAAGGCUCUCACACACACACACACACACACACAAUUCUCCUUUUGCCGCCAUGGUCUGAGAGAGAAGCUUGCUGUUCUCGAAGCUCCUUCGCAGGCUCUGUUUUUUUUUUUUUUUGAAUUUUACUUUCUAUUUUUCGAUUUUUGAUUAUUUAUUGUUGUUGGGUUUGUGGAGCGAUGGAUAAGGAAGGAGGAUCCAACGGCGGAUCUUCCUACUACGCCGUCCUUGGGAUUCGCAGGGACGCCUCCUUCUCUGAUAUCCGCGCCGCCUAUCGCAAGCUCGCUCUGAAAUGGCAUCCGGAUAGGGCGCGAAACCAGACGGCGGCGGGAGAAGCCAACCGGCGGUUUCAGCAAAUCCAAGAGGCCUACUCCGUUCUCUCAGAUCAGACGAAGCGAUCAAUGUACGACGCCGGGUUCUACGACCCCCUUGAAGAGGAAGACCAGGAAUUUUGCGAUUUCAUGGACGAAAUGCUGUCCAUGAUGAACAAUGUGAAAGACGAGGGGGACAUUUUCGAAGAUCUCCAGGGGAUGUUCAACGAUAUGGUCGGUGGAUAUGGGAUGAUGGGAUUCGACUUCAGCAACAUGAAUCCAACGGCGAACAAGAAGCAACGUGUCGGCUCUUCGAGAGGUAACGCUAGCACAGCCAAGCGCAGCACGUCUCGCUGCUAGCGCGAUGUACCCGAUCAUGUGAAGUAACGUGUUGUUUAAAAUAUCUCACCCAAUUGUAUUUUAUUUUAAUUUUCGUUUUCAAUCUGGACUUGAAUUUGAACAUUUUUUAUUCCUUAAUUUCCCAGAUUAAGAUGUGAUUGGGGGUGAUUUGAUUAGGCUGGUGUAGGUUAAAUCCAGUUUGUUGGUGGUGACGUGUUUGUUUGUUGGUGCUCUUAGUAAUAAUUUUUAUUUGCUUUUGUUUC